Sorex araneus (European shrew) is the source of this 2485-nucleotide messenger RNA. It is a transcript of the gene PNMA1, whose product is annotated as PNMA family member 1. The record is from RefSeq and is a predicted model, not a curated record. The transcript has a single exon. The coding region runs from base 683 to 1744 and encodes 353 amino acids. NCBI's taxonomy places the organism in Eukaryota, Metazoa, Chordata, Mammalia, Eulipotyphla, Soricidae.
UCCCGGGUCCCACCUGCCGGCUGGCGCGCUGCGUCACUGCGGUUGCAGCCGGCGCACACGCGCGUUCCGGGGCUCUGCCCGUGUCUGCCCGCCCUCUGCUGCCUCCCCCACAUCCCCGCCGCCCUGCGCCCCGCUGCCCGCGUCUCCGCGGUGGCCCAGAAGGAUCCCGGCGUGCCUGCAGCCUGGUCAGAGCUCAAGGGCUGGUCCCGCCGCCGCGGCUGCCGCGAGCUCGGGACCACCUUCCCCGCCCGAGCCAGCACAGCAUCUCUGCCCAGCAGCCGAUCCUCGCCCGCCGACGGCCGCCUCUGACCGUACACACCUGAUCGACAGCCCCCCGGAGCGGCGGCCAGCGCCCGCGCCCUAGCUGCUGAGAGCUCGGCCGCCAGCCAGCGCCGCACUCCAGCCUCCGCCGCCGCCCCCCAGCCGACAGAGAUGAUGGCAUUGGCCGCCUGACCGACCCAGCAAGCACCCCAAGACUGCACCCCGAAAGUGCGACCCCUCCGCCUCACUCGGGCUGCCAGGGCUGGGCCCCCACGGGCGAGCAGGCCGUGAGUGUCGUUUCACUGUGGUUGCGUGCCGUUUGCCUCUGUCGGGCAUAUUGGGGGGCAAAGGGGCUGUGCCUGGUAUCGUUGUAGGUGCCUGAACCGUCCGUGUCGAAUCGGGGCUCUGGGUAGCUGGCGCCAUGGCGAUGACGCUGUUGGAAGACUGGUGCAGGGGCAUGGAUGUGAACUCCCAGAGAGCGCUUCUGGUCUGGGGGAUUCCCGUGAACUGUGAUGAGGCUGAAAUCGAAGAGACCCUCCAGGCUGCCAUGCCCCAGGUGCCCUAUCGGGUGCUUGGGAGAAUGUUCUGGAGGGAAGAAAAUGCGAAGGCAGCCUUGUUAGAGCUCACGGAUGCUGUCGAUUACGCCACCAUCCCCCGUGAGAUGCCGGGAAAAGGAGGGGUCUGGAAAGUGAUCUUCAAGCCUCCCACGUCAGAUGCGGAAUUCUUAGAAAGGUUGCAUCUCUUCCUGGCAAGAGAGGGGUGGACCGUGCAAGGCGUUGCCCGUGUCCUUGGGUUCGAGAACCCCCGUCCAAACCCGGACGCAGAAAUGCCAGCAGGGAUGCUGAACUAUAUUCUGGAUAAUGUCAUUCAGCCCCUGGUUGAGUCCAUUUGGUACAAGAAACUGACGCUGUUCUCCGGGAGGGACACCCCGGGCCCAGGGGAGGAGCCCUUUGAUCUCUGGCUGGAGCACUCGAAUGAAGUCAUACAGGAGUGGCAGGUGUCUGACAUGGAGAAGAGGCGGCGGCUGGUGGAGAGUCUCAGGGGUCCUGCCGCCGAUGUCAUCCGAAUCCUGAAGAAUAACAAUCCUUCCAUAACCACUGCUGAAUGCCUAAAAGCACUGGAGCAGGUGUUCGGGAGCGUGGAGAGCUCUCGGGAUGCGCAGGUCAGGUUUCUUAACACGUACCAGAACCCAGGAGAAAAGUUAUCUGCUUAUGUCAUCCGUCUGGAGCCCCUACUGCAGAAGAUGGUGGAGAAGGGGGCUAUAGAUAAGGAUAAUGUGAACCAGGCCCGCCUGGAGCAGGUCAUUGCUGGAGCCAGCCACAGCGGGGCCAUCAGAAGGCAGCUGUGGCUGACAGGGGCUGGCGAAGGGCCAGCCCCAAAUCUCUUCCAGUUGCUGGUGCAAAUCCGAGAGGAGGAGGCCAAAGAUGAGGAGGAGGCGGCUGAGGCUGCACUCAUGCAAUUAGGCAUGAAGGGACGCUUCUGAGUCCCAGAGAAAGGGCUUUUAGUGCAGACCUGCACCAUAGCUGCCUGUGUCUGCUGUUUUACAGGUGUCUCUUGGUGAGCCUUAGCCAUGUUGUUUUCUGAGGACGGGGACUCCAGUCCCAUAGUCACAUCUGCAAAAUGUCACGUACAGGCAAAAUGUCGCUUGCAGGCAAGUGCCAGUUACAAUGCCAGGUUAAGGCUGGAGACAUUCAGUGCAAAUUGUCAUCAUGGCAACCUUGGCUGUGAAUAUCAAGGUGAUUGUGACAUAUCGAGGUAAUUGCAGAUUGAGAUACUUAGAGCAAGGCCUGGCUAACACAGGAAAUGCUUGGUAAAAAAAUAUGAGCUGUUUUGUUGUUACUAAUACUGUGAAUUUUUUGGUGUGUGUUUACUCUCUGAUUUAUAUUAAUGAAAAUGAAUGUGAGCCUAUUAGAUAUUAGACCAUUUUCAUGCAAAUUUCUCAUUUUGCAUCUAAACAUCUGCAUCGGCUUAAUUUAAAAAGUAUUCUAAGACUACAAAAUGUAAGGAAAAGACAAUUAUAUCGCUGUGUAAGUCACAAUUUUCUGUGUAAGAAAAAUAUGAAUAAUUGCAUGGGGGAAAUUAUAUGAAUAUUACAGAAACCAUUCCCUCAUUUCAAAUUUUGACAAUGAAUAAUUCUUGUUCAUGCCAGUUCUAAAUGUUCUAAAUAAAGGCAAAAUGGAGUUAUCAAAUACAUGCAUACAAAUAAAAAUAUUUCUAAAUUGUA